ACUCGUAGCCUACUAGGGGGGUGGCGCGUUCACUUCAGUCCCGGGGCCCCCUGCUCAGAGUGAUGGAGAGCCCCAGACCUCCGGCCUCAAACGCAGAAUGUGCGGUGAACGUGUUUCUGGGGCUGCGGGCCGGAGAGGAGUCCCCGCACGGCGCCGGGCGCCAGAUGCCCUCCUCGUCGCUUCCCCCGGUGCCCGCAGAGGAAUGGUUAUUCAGCUUCUAAAAGCUGGAAAAGCUAAGGAAGUCUCCUACAAUGCCCUAGCCUCACACAUCAUUUCAGAAGAUGGGGACAACCCAGAGGUUGGAGAAGCCCGGGAAGUCUUCGAUUUACCUGUUGUAAAGCCUUCUUGGGUGAUAUUAUCCGUUCAGUGUGGAGCUCUUCUGCCAGUAAAUGGUUUUUCUCCAGAGUCAUGUCAGAUUUUUUUUGGAGUUACUGCCUGCCUUUCUCAGGUGUCAUCUGAAGACCGAAGUGCUCUGUGGGCUUUGGUUACAUUCCACGGAGGGGAGUGCCAGCUGAACCUCAACAGGAAGUGCACCCAUUUGAUUGUCCCAGAACCAAAGGGGGAAAAAUACGAAUGUGCUUUUAAGCGAGCAAGUAUUAGAAUUGUGACACCUGACUGGGUCCUCGAUUCCAUAGCUGAUAAAACUAAAAAGGAUGAAGCAUUUUACCACCCUCGCCUGAUUAUUUACGAAGAGGAAGAAGAGGAGGAAGAGGAGGUGGAAAACGAGGAACAGGAUUCUCAAAACGAGGCUAGUACAGAUGAAAAAUCAAGCCCUGCUAGUUCUCAAGAAGGAUCGCCUUCAGGUGACCAACAGUUUUCACCCAAAUCAAACACUGAAAAAUCUAAAGGGGAAUUGAUGUUUGAUGAUUCUUCAGAUUCAUCACCUGAGAAACAAGAGAGGAAUUUAAACUGGACCCCAGCUGAAGUCCCACAGUUAGCUGCGGCAAAACGCAGACUACCUCAGGGAAAGGAGCCUGGAUUAAUUAAUUUAUGUGCCAAUGUCCCACCGGUCCCAGGUAACAUUUUGCCUCCUGAUGUCCGGGGUAAUUUAAUGGCUUCAGGACAAAAUCUCCAAAGCUCUGAAAGAUCAGAAAUGAUAGCUUCUUGGAGUCCAGCUGUGCGGACAUUGAGAAACAUUACUAAUAAUGCUGACAUUCAGCAGAUGAACCGGCCGUCAAAUGUAGCACAUAUCUUACAGUCUCUCUCAGCACCUACAAAAAAUUUAGAACAGCAGGUGAACCAUAGCCAACAGGGACAUACAAAUGCAAAUGCAGUGCUGUUUAGCCAAGUGAAAGCAACUCCCGAGACGCACAUGUUACAGCAGCAGCAGCAGCCCCCGCAGCCGCAGCCGCAGCAGCCCCCACAGCCGCACCACCCGGUCUUACACCUUCAGCCCCAGCAGCUCAUGCAGCUCCAGCAGCAGCAGCAGCAACAGAUUUCUCAGCAACCUUACCCCCAGCAACAGUCGCAUCAGUUUUCACAGCAGCAGCAAGUCCAUCAGCAUCCGUUUCCACAGCAACAGCUACAGUUUCCCCAGCAGCAGCUGCACCCUCAGCAGCAGCUGCAUCGCCCGCAGCAACAGCUACAGCCCUUCCAGCAACAGCAUGCCCUUCAGCAACAGUUACAUAAGCUGCAGCAACAGCAGCUGCAGCAGCAACAGUUAGCACAGCUACAGCAGCAGCAGCAGAACCUGCUCCAGCAGCAGCAGCAGCAGCAGCACAUCCAGCAUCAGCUACAGCAGCAGCAGCUGCAGCGCCUACACCAACAGCAGCAGCAACAGCAGAUGCAAAGUCAGACGGCCCAGCACUUGAGUCAGACGGCCCAGACACUACAGCCUCAGGCCCCGCCCCAGCAGCCGCCCCAGCCGCCGCCGCCGCCCCAGCAGCCGCCCCAGCAGCAGCCGCACCAGCCGCCGCAGCCGCAGCCGCAGCUUUUUGGGCAUGAUCCAGCAGUGGAGAUUCCAGAAGAAGGCUUCUUGUUGGGCUGUGUAUUUGCAAUUGCGGAUUACCCAGAGCAGAUGUCUGACAAGCAGCUGCUGGCCACCUGGAAAAGGAUCAUUCAAGCACACGGAGGCACUGUGGAUCCCACGUUCACUAGUCGGUGUACACACCUUCUUUGUGAAAGUCAAGUCAGUAGUAUGUAUGCACAGGCGAUAAGAGAAAGGAAGAGAUGUAUCACAGCACACUGGCUAAAUACAGUCUUUAAAAAGAAGAAAAUGGUGCCGCCUCAUCGAGCCCUUCAUUUUCCAGUGGCGUUCCCACCAGGAGGAAAGCCGUGCUCACAGCAUAUUAUUUCCGUGACUGGAUUUGUUGAUAGUGACAGAGAUGACCUAAAGUUAAUGGCUUACCUGGCAGGUGCCAAAUAUACGGGCUAUCUGUGCCGCAGCAACACAGUCCUCAUCUGUAAAGAACCAACUGGGUUAAAGUACGAAAAAGCCAAAGAAUGGAGGAUCCCAUGUGUGAAUGCUCAGUGGCUUGGUGACAUUCUUCUUGGAAACUUUGAAGCACUAAGACAGAUUCAGUAUAGUCGUUACACAGCUUUCACUCUGCAGGAUCCAUUUGCCCCUACUCAGCAGCUAGUUUUAAAUCUGCUAGAUGCUUGGAGAGUUCCAUUAAAAGUGUCAGCAGAGUUGUUGAUGGGUGUAAGAUUACCUCCCAAACUGAAACAGAAUGAAGUAACUAAUAUCCAGCCUUCUUCCAAAAGAGCCAGGAUUGAAGAUAUACCACCUCCCACUAAAAAGUUAACACCAGAAUUGACCCCUUUUGUGCUUUUCACUGGCUUUGAGCCUGUCCAAGUUCAGCAGUACAUUAAGAAACUCUACAUUCUUGGCGGUGAGGUUGCUGAGUCUGUGCAGAAAUGCACACAUCUUAUUGCCAGCAAAGUGACCCGCACUGUGAAGUUUCUGACAGCGAUUUCUGUAGUAAAGCACAUAGUGACUCCAGAAUGGUUAGAAGAAUGUUUUAAAUGUCAGAAAUUCAUUGAUGAGCAGAACUACAUUCUCCGAGAUGCUGAGGCUGAAGUACUUUUUUCUUUCAGUUUGGAAGAAUCCUUAAAAAGGGCACAUGUCUCUCCACUCUUUAAGGGAAAAUAUUUUUAUAUCACACCUGGAAUCUGUCCAAGUCUUUCAACUAUGAAAGCUAUAGUGGAAUGUGCAGGAGGAAAAGUAUUAUCUAAACAACCAUCUUUCCGGAAACUCAUGGAGCAUAAGCAAAAUAAGAGCUUAUCAGAAAUCAUCUUAAUAUCGUGUGAAAACGACCUUCACUUGUGUCGGGAAUACUUUGCCAGAGGAAUAGAUGUUCAUAAUGCAGAGUUUGUUCUAACUGGAGUCCUUACACAAACGCUGGACUAUGAAUCAUAUAAAUUUAAUUGAUGGCAUGUAAGCUGCUGCGUGCCUCUGGCGUCCUGGAGCACAAGAUCUGGCCAUUUGAGCUGUUGGAUAGAGCACCCAGGGCUUCCGCAGACGCUCUUGUUUUCCGGCUGCUUUCUUAGGGGACAAGCAUUUUAAAGCAGGAAAACAAAUAUAAUAAAUUAACUGCAUCUUAUUAAGAUGUGUGAUUUUAUUCUGAGAAAACAUAAAUUAUGUUUUGUAUUAUAUGAAUUUAAGAGCCCACAUUAGGUUUUAUGAUUCAUUUGCCAGGUUUUUAAAUGUUUUCACAAAACUGUUAUGGAACUUCAGCUACAAGUAAAAUGGUGUAAAUAAAGACCUUGCUAUCUUUAAAUUAUGGAUGUUAAAGAAAUGAACUGUUUUGUACUUUGAUUAUUUUUAUUUCUUAUACUCCGUUUUCUUUUAUAUUGAUAUCUUGCCCACAUUUUAAAUAAAUGUACUUUUGAACUGUACUUAAAACUGAGUCGCUCUUCAUUGGUCCACAUUUUUUGUGUAACUUAGAUGAUUUGCAUCAAACUGGUUCACAUUAUUUCAAGCCAAAAUAUUUUCUAGCAGAUUUUCUCCUAAAGAAAUAAUUUCUGGAAGGCAGCCAUUUUCUGUCAAUAUAAUAAAUAAAUACUUAGGGCUACAGCACAGGAGUCAGCCACUCAGAAGCAGUGAUGCCCCCAAACGACCCGUGUCGGCUCUGCUGCUAUUCCAGGUCUUGAUUCUAAUGCAGCCUCUGUUGAAUUGUAGCUGCGAGAAAAUAACUGGAGGCAACCACGUUUUAAAGAAUAGUUAGGGGAUUAGCUGCUAAUACAUUUAAAAUCAUGUUGACCGAUAUUGUCAUAGAUGUUGAAUUGCGUUCGUAUCACUUUCCUCAUCAGGUAUGUUCCUGAAAGAAGUGCCUUCCCUGGAAAUAUUUGUGAUUUAUUUCAGAGUUUAUUCUUUAAUUACACUAUCUUGACGAUUUAAGUCUAAAACACAGUAUCGGUGGAGCAUAUGUAUUAAAAAGUUUUUAACACUCGAUCUCCAUUUAAUAGGACUUCUCAGAAUUCAUGUAGGGCAUUAAUGUUUGUUACAUAUUCAAGACAUCAUUACUUCAGAUACUCCUCUCAACUCUGGUAGGGCAGUGGAGCUGUUUUCACAAAUGGAAAGGAAAUUGACUUUACAGACAUCAACACACAAUUUCAACUUAUUUAAGGAACAAUCCAUAUCUUCAGCAUUACCCAGUACCUAUCUGGCCCUUGACCUUGUGUGGUACUCACAGUGCUCUGAAACCAUGUGGGCACACAUUCACGUCUUAAUAAAUGUGACUGACAUAUAUAUUUGUUGUGUAUUAGAAAUUUUUAUCCCUUGAUAAAUCCUUGAGUUAUUAAAAAUGCACCCAAAGUCAGUAUUUUCAUGGGGGCACUUGUAUUUUUAACAAACUGCCUCAAGGUCUGCUUUUAAGCCUGUCUCUGUACCUAAGCAAACUUAUAGAUACAUAUCUCUGAAACUAACCUUUUCCCUCAUCUGUCGCAGAUGGAAUGUCUGUUGCUGUGAAAUAUUUAAUUCUGUGGAAUCCUGGAAGCGCAGAAGAGUUUCCUAAGUUGGGAUAAAAUUUGGAUUCCCAAAGUGUGCAAAGUGCUGUCAUACUAGUUAGAAACGUGAAGAUAAUUACAGAAUAAAUGGACCUUCUGGGUAAAGUAUAAUGCAUCUGUUUAAUCAUCAGCGGAGACAGGGUGUUUAUUUACCCAACAUACAAGCAUCACUGAUUUGAUUAACCUUUCAAUUAGUGCUUUUUUAAAGCUGCCAAGAAAUAAUCCUUAGAAACUCCAGGAGCUGUCUAAAGCCAACUGGCUUGCCCAGCUGUUAGGCAUUGAUUUAGUGGCUAACAGGGUAGAUAUGAACAUAGAAGAAUGAAGAUUUCAAGUAUAAAUGCUUUUUAGAAAAUUGACGAGAUCAGAAUAUUUCUCGUAAGAACGGGGGUAUCCCACUUUAAUUCUGCUGCUCUUGUCUAGAUCAACACUGUCUAAUAGAAAUAAAAUGGUAAGGUACAUACACAAUUUUAAAAUUUCUAGUAGCCACAGUAAUAAAGUAAAAAAAAAGUAAAAUUAAUUUUAAUAAUUGUUUUAUUUGACCCAUGUAUCCCAAAUAUUUUUCAAUACAGUCAAUACUUUUAAAAAGCCUUAGUGGGAUAUUUUUACAUUCUUUUUUUCUUAUGCUAAGUCUUUAAAUCCAGUUUGUAUUUUACACUUAGAGCACAUCUCAAUUCUGAUAAUAAAUUUUCAUUAGAAAUACUGGCUCUGUGUUUAGACUUUAUAAUAUUUAUAGUUGCAAAAGUAGAUGUGAUGUACAUACCCAGAUUAUUCGAAACAUGCUUAAGUGUUUUCCCAGUAACUGAAUCACGGGUCCGUUUUUAAAUGAAAGUUACUCGUUAAGUACCUUUUAAAAUGCAGUUCCUCACUCAGCUGCACUACACAUCUCAAGUGCUCUGUGGCCAGGUCUAGCUGGUAACGUUUGCAGAAAAUAAAUAGCCGCCUGAAUUAUGCUGUCUCAGUUCUUUACCCUCAAUUAUGUGUAAAACUUUUGGCUGUUAAGGAUGAGAGGAAGUGUGAAUGCCAGUGAUGACAAUGCAUGUGUUCCAUCCCAGGAGGAUUGUUUGUCUUCAUGUAGAAUAAUGAAAUUACUUUCCCUAUGUGGUCAGCCACAGAAGGUGUGUUCUUAUCUUUGUAGGUGCUGGGUGUUGAGAGGAAAUAUGGAAGAAAUAAUGAUUAUCCUAGCUUUCUAGGCAUUUAUUAUCUUACUAGGAAAACAGCAUAUGUCUUAAUCCUGUAAAUAUUAGCUAAUUUAAGAAAAAAUACAUUUGAAUGGGUAGCUGCGCAAAAUUUUAUUUUCUUUAAACUGUUCUAUCGUAGAAGAGAACGUGGCUAAAUGAAAGAUAAUUGUAUCAUCAACUUCUUAAACCUAAAAACCCCUUGAAAAAACUCACUGCCAUCAAGUUGAUUCGGACUCACAGCGACCCUAAAAAAAAGUGCUACUUAAUUCCCCAUAAAGCUCUUCCAAAUUAUUUAAUUUCAGUGAACUAAAAAAUAAGUGUAAUUAAGUUCUAAAUUUAUAGGAAAUUUAGCUACCUCUUCCACACUUUCAAAUAAAUUUCAAUAUGUUCCAAAUACUCACCACUUACGCAGUCUUCAAACCUCCAGGGCUCCUUUGUCUCACCUAGCAGUAAUGACCAUCUUGUUCUUGUAGCUAAAAACAUCUUGUUAUCUUCAACUUUUCCCUUUAUUCUUCCCUUGCGCUGCCUAGCUUGCUCAUUCGCCUGCAGGGUGCCCGUGUCUAUGCACUAUCAGUACCUUCAGCUCUUUCCCUCAUACUUGAGCAAGGGUUGUAAUUUGUCUCUUGGCUUCUAAUCCUUCUUUCAAUUUAACCUUUAUAAUCUGUUGCAAGAGUAAUUUUUCUGAAAUA
Molecule: messenger RNA, 6814 nt
Organism: Loxodonta africana (African savanna elephant)
Lineage: Eukaryota; Metazoa; Chordata; Mammalia; Proboscidea; Elephantidae
Gene: PAXIP1
Product: PAX interacting protein 1
Exons: 21
Coding region: 98-3370 (1090 amino acids)
Biological process (GO): positive regulation of transcription initiation by RNA polymerase II
Cellular component (GO): nucleus
Source: RefSeq, a predicted model, not a curated record